AUGGCUGCAGAAGGUAUUGAUGAAUUGGUUUCUGAUUUCUAUAUAUUUUAUUCUGAUAAAGUCAUUGAUCCUCUUAGCCCUCAAGAUUUAGGAUUUCUUAUUAGAAUGUUUUGUGUAAAAUUGCUUCAUAGGAGGGUUGGAGAUCGAAUUCAUGGGUGGUAUCAGAUUUAA
Messenger RNA from Entrophospora sp. SA101, 171 nucleotides. The record is from the annotation of a GenBank genome assembly. Lineage: Eukaryota; Fungi; Glomeromycota; Glomeromycetes; Entrophosporales; Entrophosporaceae.